Messenger RNA from Punctularia strigosozonata HHB-11173 SS5, 312 nucleotides. RefSeq lists its product as uncharacterized. The record is from RefSeq and is a predicted model, not a curated record. Lineage: Eukaryota; Fungi; Basidiomycota; Agaricomycetes; Corticiales; Punctulariaceae. The transcript is spliced from 4 exons. Bases 1 to 312 code for a protein of 103 amino acids.
AUGCCGGUUCCUCUCGCCUGUUGGCUGCUUAUCCGCCCCGCGCUGUUCACCUUGUAUGCCAUCGUCACAUAUCUAAUCGGGAUGUUUGACGGAAUGGAUAGCACGCCGGACACGUUUCUCGCACUCAUGCCGAUGAUUGCGCUGCUCCUUUUCGGGACUCAUCUGGACAUUCUCCAUGCUUGGAUGUUUUGGCGACGCCGGAAGUCGGAAGAGGAGCCGAAUGAAAAUCCGGUUGAAAAGAUGCCUGCGACAGAGAUGACCGAAGUCAUCGUGAUCGAUGCCGCGUCCUCCAGGAUCGUUACGUAUCCCUGA